CAGGAUCACUGAGCUGCUGAGCGGAGAGGUUCCUAUAAGGUGUCAGGAUGUUGCUGUCUAUUUCUCCAUGGAGGAGUGGGAGUAUUUAGAAGAACACAAGGAUCUGUACAAGGACGUCAUGAUGGAGAAUCACCAGUCCCUCACAUCACCGGAUGGAUCCACUAAGAGAAAUCCACCAGAGAGAUGUCCCAGUCCUCAGUAUUCCCAGGACUGUCCAGAGGAGAAACCAAAUAUCCCACUGGAUCAUCAGGAAAUUUCUGGUGAAAUGACAAGUGGCCUCGAAGACCCCGGAUCAGUGUCUGUGAAAGGUGAGGAUGAGACAAGAGACUCCCAUGAACAUCUCCAUAUAUCUAAAGAAGUAGAAGAUAACAAUGUCACACAAGCUAAUUCAAUAAUUGCUAAUGCACCCUUAGACCUUUACAGUGGAGAUCUAUCCACCGAUACCAUUGGUCACUGGAAUCUUUUGUCUAAUCAAUUACCGAGUCAAUCACAGAAUCAGUCUAAACAAUCUGUGCAUGAAAUAAUUGACAGAAAUAAAAGACCACUUUCAGGUUCAGAAUGUGAAAAGUAUUUUAGUCAGAAAUCAAAAGUUAUGGAGCAUCAAAGAGUUCACACAGGGGAGAAGCCAUUUCCAUGCUCACAAUGUGGGAAGUACUUUAGUCAGAAAUGGAGUCUUGUUGAACAUCAAAUGACAUUUCACACAGGGGAAAAGCCAUUUUCAUAUUCAGAAUGCGGGAUAUGUUUUGGUCGGAAGUCUGUUCUUGUUGAACAUCAGAGAAUCCACACAGGAGAGCAGCCAUUUUUAUGUCCUGAAUGUGGAAAAUGUUUUGGCCUGAAAUCAAGCUUAUUGGAACAGCAAAGAAUUCACACAGGAGAGACACCAUUUUUAUGUCUAGAAUGUGGGAAAUGUUUUGGCCAGAAAUCAAGCCUUGUGGAACAUCAAAGAAUUCACACAGGGGAGAAGCCAUUUUCAUGUUCAGAAUGCGGGAAAUGUUUUGGUCGUAAGUCUGUUCUUGUUGAACAUCAGAGAAUCCACACAGGAGAGACGCCAUUUUCAUGUCCGGAAUGUGGGAAAUGUUUUACAAAGAAAUCACAUGUUGUAGAACAUUUAAGAACUCACACAGGGGAGAAGCCAUUUUCAUGUUUAGAAUGUGGGAAAUGUUUUAGUUACAAAUCAAAUCUUGUGGAACAUUUAAGAACUCACACAGGUGAGAAGCCAUUUUCAUGUUUAGAAUGUGGGAAAUGUUUUAUUCAGAAAUCACAUCUUGUGGAACAUUUAAGAACUCACACAGGGGAGAAGCCAUUUUUAUGUUCAGAAUGUGGGAAAUGUUUUUCCCAAAAAUCUGCUCUUGUUAUGCAUAAAAGAAUUCACAAAGGAGAGAAGACAUAUUCAUGUCCCGAUUGUGGGAAAUGUUUUAGUCUGAAAUCGUGCCUUGUUACUCAUCAGAGAACUCAUACAGGGGAGAAGCCAUUUUCAUGUCCUGAUUGUGGGAAAUGUUUUGGUCUGAAAUCAGCUCUUGUUACUCAUCAAAGAACUCACACCAAGAAUAAGCCAUUUUCAUGUUCAGAAUGUGGGAAAUGUUUCGGCUAUAAACCGGGUCUUGUUCAACAUCAAAGAACUCACACAGAGGAGAAACAGUUUUCAUGUCCUGAAUGUGAGAAAUGUUUUAGUCUGAAAAGAGAUCUUGUGAAACAUCGAAGAAUCCACACAGGGGAGAAGCCAUUUUCAUGUUUAGAAUGUGGGAAAUGUUUUAGACUCAAGUCGAUUCUUCUUUACCAUCAGAGAACUCACACAGGACAGCAGCCAUUUUCAUGUACUGAAUGUGGAAAAAGUUUUGGCCAGAAAUUAGGCUUAUUGGAACAUCAAAGAAUCCACACAGGAAAGACGCCAUUAUCCUGUUUAGAAUGUGGGAAAUGUUUUAGACUCAAGUCGAGUCUUCUUUACCAUCAGAGAACUCACACAGGGGAGAAGCCGUUUUCAUGUCCAGAAUGUGGGAAAUGUUUUGGCCAGAAAUCAAGCCUUGUGGAACAUCGAAGAAUUCACACAGGGGAAAAGCCAUUUUCAUGUUCGGAAUGCGGGAAAUGUUUUGGUCGUAAGUCGGUUCUUGUUGAACAUCAAAGAAUUCACACAGGAGAGAAGCCAUUUUCAUGUCCUGAAUGUGGGAAAUGUUUUGGUCGAAAAUCGGUACUUGCUGAACAUCAGAGAACUCACACACGGGAGAACCUAUAUUCAUGUGCUAAUGUUGGAGAUAUUUUAGACAGAAAUCAAAUGUUAGGAAACAUCUAAGAGUUUACACAGGAGAGAGGCCAUAUUUAUGUUCUGAAUUGUCAAAAUUUUUUACACACAGAGCAGGUUUUGCUAAACAUCGAAGAACUCGCACAGGUGGAACAUAAGAACUGUUGCAGUUG
Bufo gargarizans (Asiatic toad) is the source of this 2409-nucleotide messenger RNA. RefSeq names its product oocyte zinc finger protein XlCOF6-like. Gene Ontology annotation, molecular function: DNA-binding transcription repressor activity, RNA polymerase II-specific. Bases 68 to 2287 code for a protein of 739 amino acids. The record is from RefSeq and is a predicted model, not a curated record. The transcript is spliced from 5 exons. Lineage: Eukaryota; Metazoa; Chordata; Amphibia; Anura; Bufonidae. Gene Ontology annotation, biological process: negative regulation of transcription by RNA polymerase II.